Babjeviella inositovora NRRL Y-12698 is the source of this 3153-nucleotide messenger RNA. RefSeq names its product dolichyl-phosphate-mannose-protein mannosyltransferase (gene PMT1). Gene Ontology annotation, molecular function: dolichyl-phosphate-mannose-protein mannosyltransferase activity. Gene Ontology annotation, biological process: protein O-linked glycosylation via mannose. NCBI's taxonomy places the organism in Eukaryota, Fungi, Ascomycota, Pichiomycetes, Serinales. Gene Ontology annotation, cellular component: membrane; endoplasmic reticulum. The coding region runs from base 262 to 3033 and encodes 923 amino acids. The record is from RefSeq and is a predicted model, not a curated record. The transcript has a single exon.
CGCCGCUUUAUGUGAACUUCCUCUCUGAUCUCUGUUUAUCGCGGCUGAUGCGCACUCCUGCCGCACUCCACGCGACUUUUUUUCCUGACGUGUUCUCUUCCCAAUCCCUGCGAGCACGCACCGCUGGCCUACCGCUGGCCUACUGCCUACCACUGACGCGUUCCCGUUUUGCUUACACGUCACAAAUAGAAAAAACCCGCCAUUUUACUCUAUCCUUGCUUUAGCACCAUCGUCUUCACUCUUUGUUUUCGCUCCUAUACAAUGGCUAAACAAGCAAAGCGCGCUGCUGCCAAACCAUCCAUUAUGGACGACCUCGACGCCGUUGUGGUGUUCGACCCGAAGUACGAGAAGGGCGCCAGCCGUCCAUUCUUGGUCACCGCGCCAGCGCCAGACUUGGCCAAAUUGAGAACCGUCUCCACUCUCCAGGAGCUCCGGUACAUUGCUGCCUUGGUUCUCCUCACCACCAGUGUUCGUUUGUACAACCUCACAAAGCCAGACUCUGUCGUCUUUGACGAGGUGCACUUCGGCGGUUUCGCCCGCAAGUACAUCCAGGGCAAGUAUUUCAUGGAUGUCCAUCCGCCAUUGGCCAAGAUGAUGUUUGCCGCUGUCGGCUCGCUCGGUGGCUUUAAGGGCGACUUUGAGUUCAAGGCCAUCGGCGAUGCUUUCCCAGUCUCCACCCCAUACUACUUGAUGCGCUUGUUUCCAGCCAUGCUCGGGGUUUUCACCGUUGUCUUGUUCUAUCUCACCUUGCGCGCCUCUGGCUGCAGAAAACUUGUGGCCUUGAUCACCGCCGCGGCCUUUGCCGUGGAAAACUCCAACGUCACCAUCUCCAGAUACAUCUUAUUGGACUCUCCAUUGUUGUUUGCUAUUGCUCUUGCGGUCUACUCCAUCAAGAAAUUCGAGGUUGAGAUUCCGUUCUCCUCCCGCUGGUUCAAGAGUUUGGUGGCCACCGGUGUCGGUUUGGGUCUCGCUGUCUCCUCUAAAUGGGUCGGUUUGUUCACCAUUGCGUGGGUCGGUGUCUUGUGCGUGUUCCAGUUGUGGUUCAUCAUCGGUGACUUGUCCGUCUCCUCCAAGAAGGUUACCCAGCACAUUGCAGCUCGUGGUAUCUUCCUCUUGGGUAUCCCAGCCUUGAUGUAUAUUCUUUCCUUUGCCAUUCAUUUCCAGGCUUUGUACAGGGAGGGUGAGGGCUCAGGUUUCAUGAGCAGCUCCUUCAGAUCCUCCCUCUCUGACAACACCAUCCCAUCCGACUUCCAGGCCGACGUCGGUGUUAGAUCUACCGUCUCCAUCCGUCACUUUGGCACCCAGAACGGCUAUCUCCACUCCCACCCCCACGCCUACGAAACCGGCUCCAAGCAGCAGCAGAUCACCUUGUACCCACACUUGGACCAGAACAAUCUCUGGUACCUCGAGUUGUACAACACUACCGAGGCCCCAACCUCGUUCGAGGCCUUGACCGACGGAACCAAGGUCCGCAUGAAACACAUUGGCACCGGUAAGCGCUUGCACUCGCACGACGAAAAGGCUCCUGUGGCCACCCAGGAUUGGCAGAAGGAAGCCACCUGUUACGGGUUUGAGGGUUUCGAAGGUGACGCUAACGAUGACUUUGUCUUCGAGAUUGUCAAGUCCAAGUCGAAGCCAGGUGUUGCUCAGGAACGCGUCAGAGCGUUGGAGACCAUUUUCCGUCUCCGUCAUGCCAUGACCGGCUGCUACAUCUUCUCGUCGUCCAACAAGCUCCCGGAUUGGGGCUUCAAGCAGAACGAAGUCACCUGUGCCACCCAAGGUAAGAGAUACUUGGAGGAAUUCUACAUCGAGGCGAAUACCAACCCAUACCUCCCAGAAGAUGCCGAAAAGAUCAGCUACAAAAAGGCAUCUUUCUGGAGCAAGUUCUUUGAGUCCCAUGCCACCAUGUGGAGAGUCAAUGCGGGAUUGACCGGUAGCCACAACUGGCAGUCGUCUCCUGAAACCUGGCCGCUCUUGCAGCGUGGGAUCAACUACUGGGGCAAGGACUCCACCCACGUCUACUUCUUGGGUAACGCCAUUGUCUGGUUUGCUUCCACCCUUGCUAUCGCCGUUGGUGUUGUCCACAUCUUGUCCAGCAUCAUCAGAUGGCAAAGAGGCGCUAAUGUUGGAGCCGACGCUCAUGUUUUCAACUACAACACCCAGGGUUUCCUCUACAUCUUGGGUUGGGCCAUCCACUACGCUCCAUCUUUCCUCAUGGGCCGUCAAAUGUUCCUCCACCACUACUUGCCAGCCUUGUACUUUGCGCUUUUGGCCUUAGGCCACCUCUUUGAUUUUGCCGUUACCGUCUGGUUUGCCAGAGCCAGAAAGGUUGGUUACGCCUUGCUUGUUGUGUUUUUGGUUGCUUCUAUCGCGUUCUACAACCGUUACUCCGCUUUGAUCUAUGGUACCCAAUGGACCAAGGAAAAGUGUGAGGCUGCCAAGUACUUUGACUGGGACUUUGACUGUGGCAAGUACCCAGAAGACUAUGCCUCGUACAAGGAAAUUGCACAGGCCAAGUCCUCUGAGUCCAUUGCCUGGGACGCUGCUACUGCCGUGGCCGUUGCUCCGGAAGCCUACGUUCCACCUGCCGAGGUUGAAAGCCCACCCCCUGUAGCUGACAGCCCUGUGGCCGAGCCUGAAGCUGUAGAUGCUCCUGUGGCUGCAGAAGCUGUUGAUGAGGGCACCGUUGUUCAUGAAUUUGACGCUGUCAAGCAGGAAGUUGAAGCCACCGUCCAGUCCCCAGCUGAUAACGAAGAGAUUGAGCUUCCAGAGGCGCCGGAAGACAAGUUUGUUCAUGAAACUGUGCAACAAGAAGCGGUUGAAGAGCAGGUUGUGGAAGAGGUUCACGAAGAUAAUGCUCAUGUUGAAGAGCCUGUUGAAGUGCCAGUUGUUGAAGUACCAGUUGUUGGAGUACCAGUUGAAGUGCCAGUUGUUGACGAAGUUGAACAGGUUGAGCCUGAAACUCCGGUUGAAGAUGCCGCUGCUGCUGUUGAACAAGUUGUGGAACAGGUUGAAGAGGCCAUCGUCUUCUAGUCGAGUACUUUUUUUUCCCCAAAUGUUGGGAACUUCCUUCCUCAACAUUCACUUAUAACAUAGCUUUAUUUUUCUUAUCCUAUUUAAAAUUCCCUUUGAAAAUGUAAAGGUGAAAGGCUC